GGUGAGGAUUGGAAUCAUCCUGAUUGUGCACCUAUCACCAUGGUUGAGACCCGUACUAGGUUAGAGACUAAUUCCUAUAGUAAGGAGCAGCAAGAAAAGAUGGCCGCCUUAGUUAGAGAGAACAGGGAGAGGAAAAAGUGUGAGAAGCAAGCGAAGCUAAAGGCUAUCGCAGAUGAACAGGCGGCGAAGAUGAAGAGAUUGGAGGAGGAGAUGAAGAAAGUACAACAAGAGGAGGAAGAAAGAAGAAAAGCUGCUGAAGCAGAAGCGGCAGCAGAAGAAGAGAAAGAGAGGAUGAGGAUUGAGAGUGGAGAAGGGAGUAGUGGUGGCACGAUGACGAGGGAGACAGAUACUGGGCUGGAGAAGAGGAUCAGCGAGUGGGUCGCUAAUUUAUCAUUGGGAGAAGACGAGGAGGCGAAGAGGAUCAGCGAGUGGGUCGCUAAUUUAUCAUUGGGAGAAGACGAGGAGGCGGAGUCCUAUGUGACUAAGGAUGAGAAGGCUGCGCUGGCCGCUGAGCUAGCAGCCAUGACAGACUCGAUGGAACGAAGAGAGAGGGAGGAGGAACAAAAGUUAGCAUGGAAGCUGAGGAUGAAGAGAGAGAAGAAGAAGAGGAGAGAGGAAGUGAACAAGAUGACCGCAGAGGUGGCAAAGGUGAAGGCGUGCAGACAGGAGGUGUUGGCCCGGCCAGAUGACAAGGCCAAGUGGGACAAGGUACUGGGGUACCUAGAGGUAUUAAGCAAGGCCUGGAUGGAGGAGCGUCAGGCAAGUUGGAGCCAGGAUGUAGCUUUGAGCGCCAUGCGGUCUGGAUUUACGGAGUUUGCGCGCGAAAUCGUCACCCACAUUGGGAGCGAAGUCAAACAGUUGAGAGACAACGCAGGGAAGUUUUGUGAGGGCGCCAUUCAGGGUGCCAAAGCUGUAGCCACUAUAGAGGGAGAGGCCAAACCCCGUAAGGACCCAGUGAAACUUAAGUUCCCAGACGCGUACGGGGGAAUUAAGGACGAGAACUUUGACACCUGGGAGGCCAGUGUCAAUAGUUACAUUUACUUACAACAUAUCCUGAUAGAGGAGCAAGUCCUCGUGGCCUUCCAGGCCCUGAAGGACGAAGCGGCUACCUUCGCCAGGUCUCUCGCGCGUACAGCCGGUUGUGAAAACAACCUGGUUGCAUAUUCCAAAGUCACUCCUCUUUCCCAAUUCCUCAAGCUCCUCAAGGAGCGGUUCGCUGACCCAACGCGAGGCAUUAGAGCCUCUGAUAAGCU
Chara braunii is the source of this 1253-nucleotide messenger RNA. NCBI's taxonomy places the organism in Eukaryota, Viridiplantae, Streptophyta, Charophyceae, Charales, Characeae. The record is from the annotation of a GenBank genome assembly.